AUGGAUUCUGCUUCUGUUCAUUCCAAUAUUGUUGUGAAAAGUAGUUUCAUGGCCGAAGAAGCUCUCGCUAAUUUUGGUUUGUUUAUCGAUAGUGAAAAUCGAAUCCGUUUGAUCGAUCCCGAACGCAUCACUGAUUCCAAUCAACUACGAGAUGAUUGCAAAGAUUUUACCGAGAACGUGUUCGAAUUCAAAAAGUUGGUGGACACGUUGAUCGAAAGAACAGAAGAAUAUUCGAAACAAGUAGAAGCUGUUCGACUUAAAACAAUAGGUGCAAAGAAUCUUAUGAAAUCCACUGCUAAACAUCGUAAAUUUGAAAAGCAACAAUUACAAUCUUUGAUAAAAGAGAAAAUGAUCGAACUUGACCGACUUCGAGUUGAAUAUGAAUCACUGCAAAAAAUCAACCAUAGUCAAAAUGAACAAAUGCAAUAA
Adineta ricciae is the source of this 429-nucleotide messenger RNA. Lineage: Eukaryota; Metazoa; Rotifera; Eurotatoria; Adinetida; Adinetidae. The record is from the annotation of a GenBank genome assembly.